This is a messenger RNA of [Candida] anglica, 2530 nucleotides long. The record is from the annotation of a GenBank genome assembly. Lineage: Eukaryota; Fungi; Ascomycota; Pichiomycetes; Serinales; Debaryomycetaceae.
AGUAUAGCUAUUUUCUUUAUAUUUCUACAUAGCCUGCCCAAUAAGAUAACAUGGCGUGUACAUGCAGAAGAAUUCUACUUCUAUUGAACGUUAGUUUCUUAGCAAUCUUUGCUUAUGGGUACUUUUUGUUUACUUCUGUGUGCCCUACUCUGGGGAUUUCUGAGUAUGAUCCUUCAUCAUUCUCAGGUGCCAGUUUCGAGACUUACCCUUCAAUCAAUGAGUUGUCAUGCUACGCCUUGCACAAGGUGGUUGUACCAAACUACACUGAAUAUGUUGAUCCUUUGUAUGUGAAACAUGUGGAACCAGUAUGGAUAUCCUUGGAUUCGAAAUUAAACAUCAGUCCCAAAGUUUCUCUGAUCAACUCUAAAAUUAAUCUCAUUAAGGAAAGGAUCUAUAAAUUUGAUGAAGAUCAUAACAUAUCUGUAUUGAUCAUUUCGUUUGUAAAUGAUUCUUGGAAGUUGGCUAAGAUUAGAAUCUAUAAUGCUGGAUUGAGAUUUUAUGGUCUUUCAGACUAUUAUGUCCUUCAACCAUUAAGCCAAUUCUCCGCAACUACAAAAUCAUUUUUAAUUAAGACAUUUUAUGAUGUGUCAGAUUAUACUACCGUUCAGGCUAAAACCAUUCUGGUCAAAUCCAAGUACCAAUUUGAUAUUUUCUACACGAGCCACAUUUUGCCACAAUAUCUUCAAUCUAAGCAUUACAUUGCUAGAAAUCAGAUAAUUGAGAAGAUUUCUCAAUAUUAUUAUGCUACUAAAAUUAAUAUUGUUGUAGGAUGGGCCCGUACUUACUUUGAUAUCUUGUAUGCAAAGGGUACUGAUAUUUACGAAAAGAAAUUACAGGCCAAACAUAUCUUUUUAAGAGAUGAAUUAUACACUCUUUUAAAAUUUAACCCUAAGGAUGAAACCAAGAUUAAGAAUGAAGAGAACAUUGUUGAUAUGGUAAAAGAUAUCCUUGAAGAUGUUACUGAAGAAGCAGAAGAACUUAUUUAUACUGACAAAACAACAGAAGAAUCCAAGACAGAUGAAGAUAUUAAGGUCCAUGAAUUUACUACUGAUGAGUCUCUUUCUGAGGAAUCUGACGAGUCUGAUCAAGAACCAGUUACCAUCAGGGUUACAUCGACUAUUACUAUCGUAGAUGCAGCUCAAUCGUCAGACGUUGCAAACAAUGAAUUGGAUACCAUGGCUAAUGAUGAACUUUCCAACACUGGUGCCAGCAAGAUUGAAGCUGAAUUAUCCUAUUGGAGAACCAAAGUGAAUAAGACAUGUACGGCAGCAUUAAAGAACUUAGGUCGUGACGUUAGUGAUUAUUUGGAAACAUUAAUUGAACAAGAGAUUAGACCUAAAGUCAGUGACAAGCUUACCCUAAUCCAAACUACCAAUUAUGAAACUUACCGUACAUUAAAUGAACAUAUUAUCAAUGUCCAUAAGGAUAGUACACUCAUGAAGGAAUAUGAAAAGUUUAUUAAGAGUCAAGAAGAUGAAAUUGAUGAUAACCUUUAUAUUUCAAGACAAGAUAUCCGAGAUGAGAUUUCCGCUGCAACUAAAUAUGUUGAUGAUGAAGUUGAUAUUAUUAGAAAGGAAUUGACUGAAUACAAUAGUGAAAUUUUAAAAGAAUAUUUCAAAUUUUCUCAAAGUGUUAUUGAUAUUUUGGAAUCAUUCGCUGAUUUAACCAUUCAAGAAUUUUCCACCAGAUUACAUACAUUACUUUCUAUUUUAGAACAAGAGAGUGAUGAAUUUGCUGAAGAUGAUGAAAUUACUUGGAAGGCAUGGAAGGAAUUCCAUUCUAUUAAAGAAUCAAUUUUCAAUACCAGGGAUGAAAUUUUUAAUGUUGCUAAUAAGUAUCAAUCAAAGUAUUUGAAUGAUGAUGAUAAUACCAGUGAACUCCCACCUGGAUUUAUUAAAUGGGAGGAUUUCUUAAAGCAAAUUGUUUUCCAUGCCAAUUUUUUAAAGAAAGAUAAUAAAGAUUAUUUAUCUAUUGUUAGAGCUAAGGCUAAUGUGGCAUUUCAAGAAAGAACAAGUACUGAGUUCUACCUUGAAGAUUUAUUUGAGAACAGAUUGAAAGCUGAAGAAGAAGCUGAGAGAGCUGAAGAAGAAGCUAAGAAAGCUGAAGAAGAAGCUAAGAAAGCUGAAGAAGAAGCUAAGAAAGCUGAAGAAGAAGCUAAGAAAGCUGAAGAAGAGGCCAAGAGAGCAGAAGAAGAAGCAACAAAUACUAAAUCGGAGUCAAUAGAAACUGAAGUGGUUGAUAUUUAUGAAUCUGAUGAAAUAGAAAUUCUCUCUAAUGAAGAUGAUGUGUCGGAAGAUACAAAAACCCAAUAUGAAGAAGCGGAAGAAAUACAUGAAGAUGAGGGAGAUAACUUGGAUGAUGCCAUUCUCGGAGAAGAGAUUGAGUCAGACAUUGAGAUUGAUAUUGACCAAGAUAAAGAAAAUCUUGAUGGAUAGAUAAAUAUAUAUAUAUAUAGUGAUAAUAAUAGUUACAUUGUUAAAUAAAUCAAAACAUAAAUACAUUAAUACUUAAAUAAUAGUCAUAUAAAGAC